GUUUACUUCCUGGGUAGAUUUGGUUAGAUUAGUAAGCUAACUUUGUACUUAAACAUCACAGGUCGGCUAUCAAGAUGGGAUGCGAUGGUGGCACGAUUCCUAAAAGACACGAGUUGGUGAAAGGACCUAAAAAAGUCGAGAAGGUCGAUAAAAAUGCAGAACUGGCCGCCAGAUGGAAGUACUGUGCCUUGAGCCAGGAAAAACUCAGACGCCCUAUCGUUGCUUGUGACCUGGGAAGGCUCUACAACAAAGAUGCUAUCAUAGAAUAUCUUCUGGAUAAGUCUGCUGACAGACCCAAUGCUGAGGCUGUUGCACACAUCCGUGGGAUAAAGGAUAUAAAAGAGCUGAACUUGACCGAUAAUCCUGAGUGGGAAGGAGAAAGAAGAAAUGCUAAGGGAGACCGUUAUGAGGACAUCCACUGUGGCAUGUUUAUUUGCCCUGUUGUUGGGUUGGAGAUGAAUGGCAAGCAUAGGUUUUGCUACCUGCAGACCUGUGGCUGUGUCUUCUCUGACCGGGCCCUGAAGGAGGUCAAGACAGAAAUCUGCCACAAGUGUGGAGACCCGUUUAAAGAUGAGGAUAUUGUUGUACUCAACGGCACCAAGGAGGAGGUGGAGAAGCUGAGGGAAAAGAUGGAAGAGAGGAGGGCCAAAGCCAAAACCAAGAAAUCAAAGAGGAACAAGGCAGCUGAAACUGUGUCCACACCACUGGAAUCAAAAGAUGACACUCAGUCUCCACAUGUGGAUGUAGCAGGGAGGAGCUCCAGUGAGGGCAGCCAGAGCAGCUGUUCAGAUGCUGCUGGACCCUCCGGAUCUUCCAGCUCUUCGAAAGUCACGAAGUCUUCGACAGCCUCCACCACCAAGAGGUCCAUCCAGGACAUGGAGGAAAAAUCUGAGGCCUUCAAAUCCCUGUUCACCACCCACAGCUCUGCCAAGCGCACCAAAGACCAGACAUCCAACUGGGUCACCCACACCCCAUACCACUUCUAGUAACUAUCACUCAAAGACCACCGGUUUUAGAUCGCUCCAGAAAUUGUGACCCAUUAAAGACCAAUUACUGAUAAGACUCGUUCUGUAUACCCAUCUCCAACACGCACACAGACUUACACAUACAUACACACAUUACCCACAUGACUUUUAAUAAUGUAACCUAUGUGUGGACUCAUUCCCAACUUGUUUCUUCAGUCCCCAGUAGCACAGUGUUUACAUGUUGUGAACAUUUUGUUAAUAGCUCCCCAAGCUAUUCAGACUCUUUGUUUUGUAACCUAAUUCCUCCCCCAUGUAUUCCCCUGCAUCAAUAUGUUCUUAGUCACAGGUGCUUUGAGAAUUAAUGCUAGAGUGACUUUAUCAUCUCUGUCACUCUGCUGUCUCCUAGUGGACAGACUGCAGCUUUUUAAAGUUAUCUCCAAAUGGUUGAAACUAUCAUAACAGUGAUGUGAGAUGAUUUAUAAUUUAGGAGAUAAUGUGAUUUUACUAUUCAGUUAACAUGAAAAACUGCAAACGCGUCAAAGCUCUACCUUUCUAAAUCAAGUCCUACUGGGUUAUACCUGCCUGUCUUUAGUAAUUAUUGUCCAUGAAAAAAACAGGUAAUAUAGAGCUCUGAUUUCCUUUCCUCAUAAGUUCUACCAGUGUGAGCUUGGCCCUCAUUUCUUCUUUGUAGAAUAUAUUUAACAAGUUUAGCAGAGGGUUUUUGUUUCGGUGUAUUGUUUUUUUGUUUUUCUUGGUAAAAAGUGAACUUAACAAUAUAAAGACAGUAAAAAUCCACUCAAAAGCAUCUUAUGUAUUUUUUUAGGUGUCAACAAAAACAAAAACUAAAGACAAACGUGUAAUGUAAAAGGAUGAUAAGAUAACAUUGUUUUAGCUCAGUUCUAUUCCUCAGUCUCGGGCUUCAAUAUUUUCUCUCUUUUUUUUCCAAAACAACGUGCUUCCAAAGACCUUUGAUGUGAAAAAUAACACAUGUUGAUUUCCAGUUUGUGAUAGGAAAAGUGUAGUGAGUCGUGGUAAUAUUUUCUACACUUUUGUCUUCAGAGAGUUGGAGUUUUUAAAGGAGAUUAGAAAUGUGUUCUUCCUGUUUGCAGUUGGACAGCCAGUCAUUACUUCUUUUUUUUUUACAUUAAGAGGAAAUAUUAAAAUACAUUUUUAUUCAUGCA
Molecule: messenger RNA, 2146 nt
Organism: Toxotes jaculatrix (banded archerfish)
Lineage: Eukaryota; Metazoa; Chordata; Actinopteri; Toxotidae
Gene: rtf2
Product: replication termination factor 2
Exons: 9
Coding region: 75-986 (303 amino acids)
Biological process (GO): mitotic DNA replication termination; site-specific DNA replication termination at RTS1 barrier
Cellular component (GO): nucleus
Source: RefSeq, a predicted model, not a curated record